AUGACACACGCCCUGGGCACCGCUGAAGGGUGGCUGGGCCUGGGCCAGGCCUUGCUGUGGCGACCAGGGCCCCAAGGCUCUGGCAUGCAUGUGGCGCCGUCGCCCCCAAAGGGGCAUUUCUUCUUCUCCUCCUCCUCCUCCUUGCAGGGCCCCGGCCCGGGCUCUCUGGAGGUUGAGGUCCCUGUCAGCCUGUGGCAGUGUCCUGCCUCCAGCUGCAGGGAUGAAGACUUUGGGAGACCCAUUGUGGCCGCUGCACUUGCCAGAGUGCGUCUCGAAAUGGCCUGGCCCUGGUGCGUUUGCCUCCCCGGCGGAUCAGCAGGCAAACAUGGGGGCAACCUCCACUGUUGCCCUCUGUGUGAGCUGCAUGGCUUUGGUCGCAGUAAUGUUAAUCCACCGUCAGACUUGAAUUUUACAAUUAUAGAUGAACAUAAUGUUCAAAUGUCAUGGAAAAGGCCACCAGAUGCAAUAGUGGGUUACAGGAUAACUGUGGUUCCAACAAAUGAUGGGCCUACUAAAGAAUUUACUCUUUCACCUAGCACUACCCAAACUGUCUUAUCAGAUCUUAUACCUGAUAUAGAGUAUGUUGUAUCAAUAGCUUCAUAUGAUGAAAGAGAGGAGAGUCUACCUGUUUUUGGCCAACUGACAAUUCAGACAGGUGGUCCAGGGAUACCAGAGGAAAAGAAGGUUGAGGCUCAAUUACAAAGAUGCUCCAUAAGUGCAAUGACAGAUUUAGUUUUCCUGGUAGAUGGUUCAUGGAGUGUAGGGAGAAGUAACUUCGGAUAUAUUCUGGAUUUCAUGGUUGCCCUUGUAUCAGCUUUUGACAUUGGGGAAGAAAAGACGAGAGUUGGAGUUGUUCAGUACAGUUCAGACACAAGAACAGAGUUCAAUUUAAAUCAGUAUUUCAGAAGAAGUGAUCUUAUUGAUGCAAUUAAAAGGAUACCUUACAAAGGUGGCAACACAAUGACAGGUGAGGCUAUUGAUUACCUGGUUCAGAACACCUUCACUGAGUCUGCUGGAGCAAGAAAAGGCUUUCCCAAAGUAGCAAUUGUCAUUACUGAUGGAAAAGCUCAAGAUGAAGUUGAAAUUCCUGCAAGAGAGCUUCGCAACAUAGGAGUUGAAGUAUUUUCUUUGGGAAUCAAAGCAGCAGAUGCAAAGGAACUCAAGCUAAUUGCAUCUCAACCUUCGCUGAAGCAUGUGUUCAAUGUGGCUAAUUUUGAUGGAAUUGUGGAUAUACAGAAUGAAAUUAUCUUGCAAGUGUGCUCUGGUGUUGAUGAACAACUGGGUGAACUGGUUAGUGGAGAAGAAGUGGUGGAACCUCCUUCAAAUCUGGUGGCCACUCAGAUCUCCUCAAAAUCUGUUCGUAUCACUUGGGAUCCAUCCACAAGCCAAAUAACUGGCUAUCGGCUGCAGUUCAUUCCAAUGAUAGCUGGUGGAAAACAACAUGUACUGAGUGUGGGUCCUCAGACUACUGCUCUGAAUGUUAAAGAUCUCUCUCCAGACACAGAGUAUCAAAUUAAUGUUUAUGCAAUGAAAGGACUGACCCCCAGUGAGCCAAUAACAAUAAUGGAAAAAACACAACAAGUAAAAGUUCAAGUGGAAUGCUCACGUGGUGUGGAUGUAAAAGCUGAUGUUGUGUUUUUAGUGGAUGGUUCCUACAGCAUUGGUAUCGCCAAUUUUGUUAAAGUAAGAGCCUUUUUGGAAGUGUUAGUUAAAAGCUUUGAGAUAUCGCCUCGAAAAGUACAGAUAAGUCUUGUCCAGUACAGCAGAGAUCCCCAUAUGGAGUUUUCUUUGAACAGAUACAACAGAGUGGAAGACAUAAUUCAGGCUAUUAACACCUUCCCCUACAGAGGUGGAUCUACCAACACAGGCAAAGCGAUGACAUAUGUGAGGGAGAAAGUAUUUGUUACCAGCAAAGGAUCAAGACCAAAUGUGCCAAGAGUCAUGAUUCUUAUUACUGAUGGAAAAUCAUCAGAUGCUUUUAAAGAACCUGCAAUAAAGCUGAGGGAUGCAGAUGUAGAAAUAUUUGCAGUUGGUGUGAAGGAUGCAGUGCUGGAAGAUUUUGAUGCAUUUCAAAGAAUAUCAUUUGAACUUACACAGUCUGUCUGCCUGCGGAUUGAGCAGGAACUGGCUGCUAUAAGGAAAAAAUCUUAUGUACCUGCAAAGAAUAUGAUCUUUUCUAAUGUAACAUCUGACAGUUUCAAAGUGAGCUGGUCUCCAGCUGGAUCUGAAGUUUUGUCCUAUCUCAUUAAAUAUAAAGUAGCAGUCGGUGGAGAUGAAUUCAUUGUUUCAGUACCAGCUUCAAGUACUAGCUCAGUUCUCACCAACUUACUACCUGAAACUACUUACGCAGUCAGUGUGAUUUCUGAAUAUGAAGAUGGUGAUGGCCCUCCCUUGGAUGGAGAGGAAACCACCUUAGAAGUUAAAGGUGCUCCUAGAAACUUAAGGAUAACAGAUGAAACUACUGAUAGCUUUGUAGUUGGCUGGACUCCAGCUCCAGGAAAUGUCCUACGGUACAGGCUUGUAUAUAGACCACUUACUGGAGGAGAAAGAAGACAAGUGACUGUCUCAGCAAAUGAUAGAUCAACUACUCUGCAGAACUUGAUCCAAGAUACAAGAUACGAAGUGUCUGUUAUUCCUGAGUAUCAGUCUGGGCCUGGAAAUUCACUGAAUGGAUAUGCAAAAACUGAUGAAGUCCGAGGAAAUCCAAGAAAUUUGAGAGUUUCUGAUGCUACAACAUCAACAAUGAAGCUGUCUUGGAGUGCUGCUCCUGGCAAAGUGCAGCAGUACUUUAUAACAUACACUCCAGUCCAAGGAGGUGAAACUAAGGAAGUGACUGUGAAAGGUGACACUACCUCUAAAGUGCUGAAAGGCUUAGACCAAGCCACUAGGUAUGCAUUGACUGUGUCUGCCUUGUAUGCCUCUGGAGCAGGAGAGGCCCUUUCUGGAGAGGGAGAAACACUUGAAG
Messenger RNA from Pelecanus crispus (Dalmatian pelican), 2965 nucleotides. The record is from RefSeq and is a predicted model, not a curated record. NCBI's taxonomy places the organism in Eukaryota, Metazoa, Chordata, Aves, Pelecaniformes, Pelecanidae.